UCGCUCGUUUCGGUGGUUUCGUUCAGUUUCGGUGGUUUCGUUUCGUUGUUUCGGGUUUUAGUACAUGCCGCUUCAAGUACACCACCAAGAUAAAGCAGCUGCUUAUUUUCCUUUCUGUUUAGUCACUUAACGUUCAUUAUCCUGAGGCAGAAAAACGGCGACCUUAGCAGGAAAAUGAAUGAAGAAGAGUUGAAUAAUCUCUUAAACGUUUUUACCAUCAAUAACGUUCAGAUACGUCGUGACAGAGAGCAGGAAGCUUUGAAUUCUUGGAAUCCGAUAGUGGAAGCCAUUCUUGUUUACGUGGGGCAGAGACACGAUUAUUUCGCUACUCUUCGAGUCCUUCAUUCUGGAAGCUACUAUGAGAGAACAAAAGUAGGAGAACCUGAUGAAUUUGAUCUGAUGCUGGUGAUGGAAAGUGCGGUAUUUUGCGAAUUGAAACUUCCUGGCUUAAGCAAACCGCCGAUAGGAUUUGCUAAAGGGGUAAUGAUGAAUGGGAGCGGGAGAAUGCUGUUUAAUACUUGCACUGCAACACAGGUCAAAGACAUUUUUACAACGCUUGUCAGGGAAGCAAUCACGGAUCUAGGAUAUGAAAGGAAUGUCAGUGUUCAGUCUCACGGUCCAGCAGUGACCCUCAAAAUAACCAAUGAAAACGGAAGAGUAUAUUCUGUUGACUUAACCCUUGCUAUCAAGCAUUGGUCCUGGCCAAAAGAUGCAGAGGAGUGGAGGAGAGAACAUCAAAAUGGUUGGCCUAAUCAAUCACUCAUCCAAGAGAUUUGCAGAGAUGGUUGUCAUCUGGUUGCAAAGCAGCCAAAGGGACAAAGCCUUCCUGAACAGGACAAAGCACUUCUGUGGGGAUAUUCCUUCUCAGCAGCCGAAAAGAAGCUGUUUCUUAAUGGUGGUAACAGUGAAGCAAAUUCUUGUCGGAAGCAGGUUUUGCGUAUUGUGAAGGCCCUGAGAGAGAAACUAAAUCUGGAACCGCUGAAUUCUUACCACCUAAAGACAAUCUUGCUCUAUGAGUGUGAGAAAUGCCCUCUUUCGUCCCAGUGGGGCAGUAUUCAUCUCAGUGAAAGGUUCUUAAGCCUUCUUGAAAGGCUUGAAAAUUGUUUGUUAUGGUCAAAUUGUCCUCAUUAUUUCAUCAGAAAUCUUAAUUUGUUUGAAGCAUUCACUGGCCAACAGUGCUUCGAUUUGGCGAGGAAGGUGAGAGAGAUUAGAUUGCAACCAACAAAAGUGUUUAGCCAUCUCAUGAUAGAGCAAUCACUCCAGCAAUCCAUUCAGCAAGCAAUAGAGCAAUCUCUGAUGCAAACCACGAAACAAGCCUUAAUGGAGCAGGUCUUACAGCUAACCCAGCUGGAACAGUUCACAUCCCUAGUACUGGAGCGAGCUGUAGGGCAGGGCAUAGAGCAAGCUAUGAGACACACCCAGUACCAAGUCCAGGAACAAACCCUGGUGCAAGUCUUGGGAGCCCUCAGACAAGUUCUGAGAGCCAUGCUGAAAGCUUUUGGAGUAGGCGUGGGGAAAGCUGUGAGGCAUGAGCUGCUACAGGAAUUCAAUCAAGGUCUGGAGCAACUUACCCUAACAGACUAUCAGGGGAAAGUUUUGAGGCAAGACUGGGAGCAAGCCUUUGUGCAAGGCCAGGAGCACGUUUUUGCACAAGCAAUGGGACAAGCCUUUGUUGAGGGCCUGGGACAAGUCUUGGGACUAAUCCUGGGAAUAGCACUGGAACAAUCCUUGGAUCAAUUAGCUCAAAUUUUUCAAUCAUUUACUUAUAUUUUUGUAAUGUCUUCAUUGAGUGCAAUGCAAUGAAUGCAAGUAACAGACUGAUUGCAUCACGUGACAAUAUAUCUUACAGAUAUUCUGGUACUCCAGGCUGAAAUACAAGUAAAAAUAAAAAGAUAAUAAAUAUGACCAUCUGAUGUAAUUCAAACCUAUCUCUUUUAUUAGGGCAGUCCCAGCGCAUCUCUGUCAUUCAGAUUAGAAGAACUGGAGGUCAUGGGGAUGAUAAUGAGAUGCACUUUUAAUUCAAAGCAUACCAAUGCAUGUACAGCAUAAGUUUGAUUGCAUCAUCUUGACUAACUUUUGUGCAGAGUUAAAAGAAUGCAAAAAAACAUGAUACGAGAGGCGAUGAAGCUUGUUGUCUAUGAUUACGUAUUAGGCGUGCUAGGCUUAGAGGAUGCUUAAUAGAUGUUUCAAGUACAGUAACAGUAACUUUAUUAUCAUAUAAUUCAAUAACAAAUCUUAGAAGCUCGCAACUAGCAAAGCUAUUCUGGGCAAGCUACGUUUACUUAAACAGUAUUAUAUAGUUUAGUUAAAAGAGAGAAUAAGACAAAAAACUGAAGGGAAGAAAUUUGAGUAGAUGAUUGAAAAUUAAACCAAAAUAUUAUACAUGACACAUGAUUAUUAAAUUAAGUAGGGAAACAUGGUUGACAUAAGACAGUAGAGCGAGAUAACAAUAAUAAAUGAGAACGAAAUGGGAAAAGAGGACCUCAUACUAAUACUAAUUAAACAGUGAGAGAUACUUAGAACUUUCAAUACAGCACAUAUCAACAUUUGUCUCCUCAUUUUCGAGAAUUUCCAAGAGUACUUUACCGUUACUCAAUUCUCGUUUGAAUGGUGUGUCUUAACUCACGGAGUUCUAUGGGGAUACCGUUCCAUAUUUUUACACCAAUUCUAUCGAGGGAAAAUAACUCAAAGCCGUCGUUUCCUUUCAACGUUUAGGGGAAUAUAAACGUUAACUUUGUUAUUUACAACAUUGCUUGUAAUUUGAGGGUAGGAGUAGGGUAAGCUUUAUUAUUGAUAUUCAGAUCCUUCAGCUUUUUCUUAGGAGACAAAUACGAAGAAAUCAUUAUUUUAUUAGUGCCUUUUUCUUAAAAAUAGUACAAUUAAAACGUCUUCUGGCUGAAAACGUUAAGUUAAAAUAAGCUUUUGGCUGUCAACCUACAGCCUUUCAUUGUUUUAAUAUGCCUUGAUAAGAAAGUUGAAUAGAGUUAACGGGAAGCUUUUUCAGCUAAUAGCAUUGUUCAAUUCAAAUCUGUUAAAACAAUGUUACCCUUUUGUAAAACCAUUAGCUUAAAUAGACAGUUUAACCUUGUGUACAGCAGCAACUUUUACCUAUAGUAAGAGCAAUAGCGAGUCUAUACAAUAACUGAUUUACUUAAGCAUAUUUUCAUUAGUAAUUGUUGACUGCAAGGCACUUAAGUAUUAGAAAUAUUUACGUAUCAAAACUGAUUCGAAUAUGAUUUGUUUAAAACAGCAUGUAUCAAUAAAAGUCCACUGAAACAAAAAAAAAUUCAGCCAUAACUGAAUUUGCACUUGGUUUACCCA
This is a messenger RNA of Orbicella faveolata, 3321 nucleotides long. Its product is annotated as cyclic GMP-AMP synthase-like receptor 1. NCBI's taxonomy places the organism in Eukaryota, Metazoa, Cnidaria, Anthozoa, Scleractinia, Merulinidae. The record is from RefSeq and is a predicted model, not a curated record.